Messenger RNA from Malus domestica (apple), 878 nucleotides. Its product is annotated as universal stress protein A-like protein. The record is from RefSeq and is a predicted model, not a curated record. Gene Ontology annotation, molecular function: AMP binding. Lineage: Eukaryota; Viridiplantae; Streptophyta; Magnoliopsida; Rosales; Rosaceae.
GAACCCAUACAAACGGAACAAUUCUUGCUUCAGCUAGCGACUUCUUCAGAGAGAGUGCGAGUGAGGCUCGAGAAAGUUCCGAGUCGACUCAGUGAGCGAAGCGAAGAUGGCGAAUGAGCCAACUCGGAUAAUGCUGGGAGUGAACGAGUCGACCAUCAAGGGCUACCCGCACCCCUCGAUCAGCAGCAGGAAGGCGUUCGAGUGGACGCUCCAGAAGAUCGUGCGCUCCAACACCAGUGGCUUCAAGCUCCAGUUCCUUCACGUUCAAGUCCCCGACGAAGACGGUUUUGACGACAUGGACAGUGUGUAUGCAUCGCCGGAGGAUUUUAAAAACUUGAAGAACAGAGACCGAGCUCGAGGGCUUCAUCUGCUGGAGUUCUUUGUUGACAGAUGUCAUGCAAUCGGGGUUGCUUGUGAAGCAUGGAUCAAAAGAGGGGAUGCCAAGGAAGUAAUCUGCCGCGAGGUGAAGCGUGUGCAGCCAGACCUUCUGGUGGUGGGCUGUCGGGGUCUUGGUCCUUUCCAGAGGGUUUUUGUUGGGACCGUGAGCGAGUUUUGCGUGAAGCAUGCUGAGUGUCCGGUCAUCACAAUCAAGCGCAGUGCAGAGGAAACACCCCAGGAUCCUGUCGAUGACUGAAUGUUACCGGAAUGUGUAUGUUUUGUUUCUUUAAUUCCGUCAGUACACUUCCGGCACCAGACCCUUGUACCUAAAAACCAACUGGGAAUAAAUUACAUGUAUCGCAUCGGUCGUGUGAAUUUUAGUUCUUUCAAAUCGCAUGCAGAGGGAAUUACACUAAUAUGUCCGAUGAAACUUGAAUAUUUUGCGUUGUAUUGCAAUUAGUUUGGGAGCUCGUUUUCGAGCUUUCUUGUUCAUCAUCUUA